AUGGGAUUCAUCAUUCGCGAUAUGAAGAGUCGUGGUACCGGGAUCAUGGACGCGCUUCAGCCAGAGGCUCAAAUGGCGGAGUAUUGGAAAGAAUACUUUGCUACGGUGUACAAAGGCGCCAUCAAGAUCUGGAUCUCAGUCGCGGCUGCCGGCUUUGCUUCGCUUGCGGGCAUGGUAAUCGUCUUGACAGCCAUCAUCCAACGCCUGCGCAUACCCUCAGCGGCCCUUAUCCCCAUCGAAUGCCUGUGCAUGUGCGCCAUGGCAGUCGCUCUCGGCGUUUCUCUCAGCUUCAACAUGAGUCUCGAGACUUUUAGCGAAACGCGUCUCGACACGGCGGCGAACCCAAACCUCAUGAUGUUCGCGAUCCUGGUCGAUCUUAGCCGUGGUUACACCAUCGCAGCCGGAGCAGGAUGGUUCCUCUUCUUGAUCACAUUCAUCACCGCGACGAUCGACGCGUGCCGUCGCGCCCGAGAGAAGGAGAGCUGUUCAUUCGAACCCACUGCAUCGGCACUCGGCAUGGGUUUCCACGGAUACGACGCUGUUGUUCCACCUCCUUCACGCAGUCGCGUCCCAACGAUGUAUGAUCCGCGUGUACCAUCAAUCCUGAUCGACCCGAAUGCACACGGAAGGGCGUCGGUAGCUAAAGACAUCGAGAUGGGACGCGCGGACUCUGUUCUCAGCCACGAGGGCAGGAUUUCGCAAGAGUUUGAGAAAGAGAUCUCUGGACCGCUGAGCUUAGAAAGACCACAAAAGGUGCAGCCGAUGCGACCUUCACGGCCAUGGAGCGAAGUACAUAGGGCACCGAAGGCUGAUGAAGUGAUACACGCCAUUUAG
Alternaria triticimaculans is the source of this 834-nucleotide messenger RNA. RefSeq lists its product as uncharacterized. The coding region runs from base 1 to 834 and encodes 277 amino acids. The transcript is spliced from 3 exons. NCBI's taxonomy places the organism in Eukaryota, Fungi, Ascomycota, Dothideomycetes, Pleosporales, Pleosporaceae. The record is from RefSeq and is a predicted model, not a curated record.